CGUGCAUGAUGGAAACACCAUGGCUGCGGCGGCCCAGUUCUCCCUGACACAGUUAUCAAGUGGGAAUCCUGUAUAUGAAAAAUACUAUAGACAGGUUGAUACAGGCAAUACUGGAAGGGUGUUGGCUUCUGAAGCUGCCGCUUUCCUGAAAAAAUCAGGGCUUCCAGACUUGAUACUUGGAAAGAUUUGGGAUUUAGCCGACACAGAUGGCAAAGGUAUCCUGAACAAACAAGAAUUCUUUGUUGCUUUGCGUCUUGUGGCAUGUGCCCAGAAUGGAUUGGAGGUUUCACUGAGUAGCUUGAACCUGGCUGUUCCUCCACCAAAAUUUCAUGAUACCAGUAGUCCUUUGCUAAUCAGUGGAACCUCUGCAGCUGAACUCCCCUGGGCAGUAAAAUCUGAAGACAAGGCCAAAUAUGAUGCAAUUUUUGAUAGUUUAAGCCCAGUGAAUGGAUUUCUGUCCGGUGGCAAAGUGAAACCAGUGUUACUCAACUCUAAGUUACCUGUGGAUAUCCUUGGAAGAGUUUGGGAAUUGAGUGACAUUGACCAUGAUGGAAUGCUUGACAGAGAUGAGUUUGCAGUUGCCAUGUUUUUGGUAUAUCGUGCACUGGAGAAAGAACCUGUGCCAAUGUCCUUGCCUCCAGCCUUGGCGCCACCUUCCAAGAGAAAAACGUGGGUUGUAUCCCCUGCAGAAAAAGCUAAAUAUGAUGAAAUCUUCCUGAAAACUGAUAAAGAUAUGGAUGGAUUUGUAUCUGGAUUGGAGGUUCGUGAAAUCUUCCUGAAAACAGGUUUACCUUCUGCCUUACUAGCCCAUAUUUGGGCAUUAUGUGACACAAAGGACUGUGGGAAGCUUUCAAAAGAUCAGUUUGCAUUGGCUUUUCACUUAAUCAAUCAAAAGUUAAUAAAGGGCAUUGAUCCUCCUCACAUUCUUACUCCUGAGAUGAUUCCACCAUCAGACAGGGCCAGUUUACAAAAGAGCUUCAUAGGAUCAAGUCCUGUUGCAGAUUUCUCUGCUAUUAAGGAGCUAGAUACCCUUAACAAUGAAAUAGUUGACUUACAGAGGGAAAAGAAUAAUGUGGAACAGGACCUUAAGGAGAGAGAAGAUACUAUUAAACAGAGGACAAGCGAGGUUCAGAUCUCUUCUCUGAAAGCUGAAUUAACCAGUCAAGAAUCGCAGAUCUCCACUUACGAAGAAGAACUGGCCAAAGCCAGGGAAGAGCUGAGCCGCCUACAGCAAGAAACAGCAGAAUUGGAGGAGAGUGUGGAGUCAGGGAAGGCUCAGCUGGAACCUCUUCAGCAGCACUUAAAAGAUUCACAACAGGAAAUCAGUUCAAUGCAAAUGAAAUUGAUGGAAAUGAAAGAUCUGGAAAAUCAUAACAAUCAAUUAAAUUGGUGCAGUAGCCCACACAGCAUUCUUGUAAAUGGCGCAACAGAUUAUUGCAGCCUCAGCACCAGCAGCAGUGAAACAGCCAACCUUAAUGAACAUGGUGAAGGCCAGAACAACCUAGAGUCUGAGCCCAUACACCAGGAGUCUCCAGCAAGAAGUAGUCCUGAAAUACCACCUUCAGGUGUGACCGAUGAAAGCGAAGUGCUGACUAUAGCUGUUAAUGAAGAAGUUUGUCCUGAAUUUGACAGUGACAGACAUUCAAAAGAGGAAGAUCCAUUUAAUGUAGACUCAAGUUCACUAACAGAUCCAGUUGCAGAUACAAACUUGGAUUUUUUCCAGUCCGAUCCUUUUGUUGGCAGCGAUCCUUUCAAGGAUGAUCCUUUUGGGAAAAUUGAUCCAUUUGGUGGUGAUCCUUUCAAAGGUUCAGAUCCAUUUGCCUCUGACUGUUUCUUCAAGCAGUCUUCCACUGAUCCUUUUGCCACUUCAAGCACUGACCCUUUCAGUGCAGCCAACAAUAGCAGUAAUACAUCGGUAGAAACAGUGAAGCACAAUGAUCCUUUUGCUCCUGGUGGAACAGUUGUUGUUGCAGCAAGUGAUUCAGAAAUGGUCAACAAUGAAGAUCCUUUUAGUUCAGCCACAUUGAGCUCUGUCAGCAAUGUGGUUAUUACAAAAAAUGUGUUUGAGGAAACAUCAGUCAAAAGUGAAGAUGUACCCCCAGCACUGCCACCAAAGAUCGGAACUCCAACAAGACCCUGCCCACCACCACCUGGGAAAAGACCCAGCAACAAAUUGGAUUCUUCUGAUCCCUUUAAACUGAAUGAUCCAUUUCAGCCUUUCCCAGGCAGUGAUAGCCCCAAAGAAAAAGAUCCUGAUAUGUUUUGUGAUCCAUUCACUUCUUCUACUACUACCACUACCAAUAAAGAGGCUGACCCAAGCAAUUUUGCUAACUUCAGUGCUAUGCUUAUGGAUGAUGGUGAUUUAAUAGACCAUUAG
Molecule: messenger RNA, 2377 nt
Organism: Propithecus coquereli (Coquerel's sifaka)
Lineage: Eukaryota; Metazoa; Chordata; Mammalia; Primates; Indriidae
Gene: EPS15
Product: epidermal growth factor receptor pathway substrate 15
Exons: 24
Coding region: 20-2377 (785 amino acids)
Biological process (GO): endocytosis; endosomal transport
Cellular component (GO): clathrin coat of coated pit; cytoplasm; plasma membrane
Molecular function (GO): cadherin binding; calcium ion binding
Source: RefSeq, a predicted model, not a curated record